Diabrotica balteata is the source of this 432-nucleotide messenger RNA. The record is from the annotation of a GenBank genome assembly. Lineage: Eukaryota; Metazoa; Arthropoda; Insecta; Coleoptera; Chrysomelidae.
AUGUCGUCGAAAAAUCAGAAUUACAUAAGAGUACGGUAUUAUAACAAUCACAUGCUGCAAGUGCGACCGGUUCCUCUUAAGAUGGACAAACGAAAAUAUUCUAAGGACCAGUUAACCUUCGCUAGUAAAGAAGUUCGAAGUGGUAGUCUUAGACAGCAUGGAGCAGCCAAGAAAUACAAUAUUCCUAAAGCUACCCUGCAUAUUGUUGUUGAACAUUUGGUGAGUAAAGAUGUCCAUUUUGAGAAAGAAAAGCGACGUUUAGAAAAGUUAUUGCAAGAAUGUUUUUCCGACGAAGAAGAUGUGAACGAUUUUGAACCCAACGGAACAUCAGAUGAAUUUAAACCCGAAUCCAAGAACGAAUUUAACUCUGAUUCAUCAGAAUAUUACCCAUGCAAGAAGAAGAAAGUUUUAACAAAAAUUUUGAAAGUUUGA